Molecule: messenger RNA, 2640 nt
Organism: Puma concolor (puma)
Lineage: Eukaryota; Metazoa; Chordata; Mammalia; Carnivora; Felidae
Gene: ZNF473
Product: zinc finger protein 473
Biological process (GO): regulation of DNA-templated transcription
Source: RefSeq, a predicted model, not a curated record
AUGGACUUCACCUUGGAGGACUGGGAGCAGCUGGGGCUGGACCAGGGGGACCUGUUCUGGGACACGGCGCUGGACAACUACCAGAACCUUUUCCUGCUGAACCCCUGCAAACCCAAACUGACCUCCUGUCCAGAUGGUGGCGAAGAGCUGGAGGCCGUGGUCAGAGAAAGCCCAGAAUCAGAGGGCCUUGCUCCUUAUGUUCGCCCUCAUUGAGAACGGAGACACCUGCACUUACCUCUCUGGGACAUGGCCGAAGUCAAGAACUGCCCUCUGGCACAAGACUUCUGAGAAGGACUCUCCCAGGAGAUCAUGGAGACUUUGUCCAAGGAUGGCCUCGGGAACUCCAGUCUGGGGAAAGCCUAUGUAGGUGAGAGUUGGUUAGACAGUUUGCUAGGAGAUCCAGAAAGCCUUCUGAAGUCUGACGUUGUUACCAACAAGGGAAGUCCCACAGAAUGCAGAGUCUGAGCUCAUGUAACUCAGAGACUCAGUCCUGAGCCCUCCUUCCGUGGGGAGGGAGGAUCAGCCUGUGAUCUUCCUGAAAAGAGCCCAGCUAAGUCUCAGGAACGUGGGAAAGACUUUGGCUGUGACUUAGACCAGAGCCAGCAGGAUCCUGUCCGGGGAGGCGAGAAACUGUAUAAAUGUAGUGAAUGUGGGGAGAGCUUCAGUCAGAGUUACCAUCUCAUCCAGCACUGGAUUGUUCAUACUAAAGAGAAACCCGCUGUGCACGAAGAGUAUGAGGAAGGUUGCAGCCAGAGGUCUUGCCUCUUAGUGCCCCUGACAACUCACACAGACUACAAAUCCUGUGCGUGUAACGAGGGCGGGAAAACCUGCACUCAGAGCACACACCUUCUGUGGCAUCAGCAAAUUCACACUGGAGAAGAACCACAUAAGAAUCAAGACAGUGACCCUCCGUCAGGUCUCAGCUUACAGCCUGCUGAGCAGCAGAAACAUACAGGUGAUGAGUCCUACAAAGGUAACGAGCCUGGCGAGGGUUUCGGCCAAACCUUUCACCUCACCCAGCAUCAGAAGACCCACGCUCAGAAACGCUAUGAAUGUGCCAAAUGCAAGGCGACCUUCGACUUCAGCAAAUACCUCCUCCAACAUCAAAAAACCCAUGCUACGAAAACUACCUCUGAGCAUCAGGAAUGCGGGAAGGCCUUCGGGCAGAGCAUGCUGCUCGCUGAACACCAGUCCAUUCACACCGGAGAAAAGCCUUACGAGUGUGAUCAGUGUGGGAGGCCCUUCAGGAAUAUCUCGACCCUAAAGGUCCACCAGAGGGUUCACAGUGGAGAGAAGCCUUACAAAUGCAAUGAGUGUGGGAAAUCCUUCUACCGGAGCACUCACCUUAAUGAACAUCAGAGGAUUCACACCGGCUACAGGCCCUACAAGUGUCAUCAGUGCAUCAAGAGUUUCAGCCGGCCCUCCCACCUGAUUCGACACCAGUCUGUUCACGCCACAGGCAAGUCCUACUGCUGUGCCAGAUGCAAGAAAACCUUCAGCCAUAAUGAAUACCUUGUUCAACACGAGAAAAUGCAUGCUAUGGAGACCCUCCACGAGUGUCAGGAGUGUGGCGAGCGCUUCUUCUGCAGCUCGACCCUAGCAUGCCACCAGAGUGUUCACGCCAGAGAAAAACAAGCACUUGGCGAGAGCGGGAGUAUCUUGAGUCAGGACUCAGAAUCGAGAGAACAUCCAGGGGUUGGCGAGAAGCACUUUAAGUGUAGCAAAUGCGAGAAAACCUUCAGCUGCAGCAAAUAUCUGACUCAGCACGAGAGGGUUCACACCAGAGUGAAACCCUUUGAGUGUGACCAGUGUGGAAAAGCCUUUAGCAAAAGUACACAGCUCCUUCGCCACCAGAACAUCCACUCUCGAGUGAGGCCGUAUGAAUGUGGGGACUGCGGGAAGGCCUUCAUCCGCAGCACUUCCCUCACCAAACAUCAGGCCACCCACAAGAGUGAGCACCCCUUUACGUGUAAUGAAUGUGGAAAGACCUUCAGCCAAAGUGCACACCUCUCAGAACAUCAGUUAACUCACACUGAGGAGAAGAAACUCUGUAACUAUAGCAAGUGUGACAAAGCCCUUGCCCAAGGUAACUGCCUUACUCAGCAUCAGAGAACUGACGCCGGAAAGAAGUCCUUUGAGUGUGAUGAAUGCGACAAAUCAUUCCAUUUGAGUUCGUGCCUUUCUAAGCAUCAGAGAGAUCACACAGGUGAGAAACCCCACAAAUGCAGUGACUGUGAGAAAACCUUCAGCCUGGGUGCUCAACUUCUUCAACACCGGAGAGUUCACACUGGAGAAAAGCCUUAUGUUUGUCAGAAAUGUGGGAAAGCUUUCAGCCAGAGCUCAUGCCUUUCUGUUCACCAGCGAGUUCACACUGGAGAAAAGCCUUAUGUUUGUCAGGAAUGUGGGAAAGCCUUCAGCCAGAGCUCGUGCCUUUCUGUUCACCGGAGGAUUCACACCGGGGAGAAGCCUUACGUGUGUGCUGAAUGUGGGAAAGCCUUUUCCCAGAAAGCAAAUCUGAUGCAGCAUGAGAGAGUUCACACUGGGGAGAAGCCUUAUGCCUGCAGGGUCUGUGGGAAAGCCUUUAGCCUCAGCGCCCAUCUCAGUCAGCACCAGAGGGUCCACACCCAAGAGAAACAGUAG